GUCUCUGUCAAUCAAUUUAUUAUUUGAGAUGGGAGUUAUGUAAAGAACACUAUUUUAUUAUCUCUAAUUUGUUUUCUCGAAAACCAACCAUUCUUCCCUAAUCGAUCCAUUCCCUCCUCCACACCACCCCUACCCACUCCCUUCUCUCUCUCUCUGCUUCCUUAUAUACAAAAUUUCCCUUUUCACAUACUUUUUCUUUCCUGAUUGCAAAAACCCCUUUCUCCUUUUUUCCCCAGAAUUAAUUAUUGACGCUUGUUUCUGCAAAACUCCUUUUAAGCCUUUCCUUGUGGGAUAUCUUUUCAAACCUAGCCUAACUAAGCCUACACCACAUCUCUCUCUCUCAAAAGCUAUAGAAAUUAGACAGGCAUGCAAAUGAUAAGGUACUCAUGAUAUAAUCACACUCCAUUCUCCACUCAUAAUCCAUUAUUUCCCUCUUCCCAAAGUAUAAUCUUUCCAACAAGUGUCCAUGUAUCUGAGCUCAAACACGCCCGAUCUCUCCUUACAGAUCAGUCCGCCCUCAGCGACACAAACACCCCGUGAUCGGAGCUCCACCGCCGAUUCCGCCAGCAGUGGCGGCAGCGAUUUGAGCCACGAAAAUGGUAUUUUCAACAAUCAAGUUGUUGAGCCCACUCUGCGCCUAGGGUUCGAUGUACCUCGCCACUAUCAGCCUCAGAUGUAUGGAGGAAGAGAGUUCAAGAGAAGCUCCAGAGCCACAAUUAAUGGCGGCGUCGGCGUUCGAAGAAGUGUUCGAGCGCCCCGAAUGAGAUGGACCACCACUCUCCACUCCCAUUUCGUGCACGCCGUUCAGCUACUUGGCGGCCAUGAACGAGCGACUCCUAAAUCAGUACUAGAGUUGAUGAAUGUGAAGGAUCUAACCCUAGCUCACGUGAAGAGCCACUUGCAGAUGUACAGAACAGUGAAGAGCACUGACAAAGGAACAGAUAUUGGACCGAAACUGCAUACGACAAGAAUCGAAGAUGAGAAAGAUGAGGAUCCCUGCACUGUGAUUGCGCCAUUAGUAGCCGCACCACCACCACCACCGCUGUCUCUUUCAUUAUUGCAUAUCCAACACGCUCAGAGGUGGGUGCACUUCUCAGAUUCUCUCGCGAUUUCCUUUUAUUUCCUCAUUUUUGCCUUAAUAUCAUGCCUCCUUUUUUUAACACACUCUUAUAUUGCAAAUUACACUACUACCUCAUUUUUAACUUGUAACUUCACUUUUCCUCAAAAAUUAAAAAAAACUUGUAACUUGACUUCAAACGUAUUGUUAAUAUUCUUGUCACAAUUUGGGAUUAGUUUUAGAUGGUGUUUGGUUGAGCUUAUAAGCUUUUGAGAAGUGUUUCACACAAUAAGCUUCUAAACAUCAUAAAAACCUUGAAAAUAAGCUACAAUAACUUCCCAAAAAUUAAGUUCUUCAACCCCAAUUUGUUUUUUUCAUAAUUUUAUAAGCAAUACUAAAUUUACAAAAAUAAUGUUAGUUAUUUAAAAUACAUACCCUACCAAUUUCAUAUAUCUUCCACUUUCUCUCUCUAACUCACGAUCUUGUUUGUCAUUUAUAUAUGCUCAAUUAUCGAAACACUUUUACAAUUUAUAAGCUUUUAAAUCUUUUACACUUUUAUAAGUUGUUGCGUCGGAGCAUAUAUAAGCUCUCUAAGCUAAGCUUAGAUAAACCCUCUUAACCGAACCAAAGCCAAUCGCACAAGACGUAAUAAUGAAAUAAUACUACGACUUUUAACAUUUUCAAUUUUCAAAUAUGGGACUUAUAUAUAUAUAUAUAUAUAGUUUGUUCAUAUUAAUGUUUCAGACAUUCUUGGUUAAGUUCUGCUAGCUGCUGGCGAAGAUAGACUCAUAAUUAUUUUCUCACAGAUUAAGAAAGUUAACACACGUUAGAACAUUAAUUCUUAACAUAUAGCAAUAUCAAGCUACAUUAACUAUGGCCAUUAUGUAAAAAUAAACGUAUAAAGACAAAUAUUGUAUCUAGUAAGUGGUCCUUAUUUUUUUAUACAAUAGGGAUUAAUAUUUUUUUUAUUGCCAUAGAGGACCAGUAGCUGCUGCAUUUCAGGGUCAAAUGUGAGCUUUUUUGAAUAAAUUUGUUAGGAUAUUAAAAAUUAAUUAAUUGCGGAGAAUUACAGAAUUACUAUUAGAGUACCUAGUACGGCGCUAUAGGGUUUGUAUGGUUUCGGUUUGUUUCCUUUCUUAGUUUGCAUCAUCUCAAAGCAAACAUCUCAAUCCUUUAAUUACAUGUUUGAUUGUACAAAUCUCAAUGUGUCUUAAAAAGUCAAAGAAUGGUCCAAAUCUCAAUAAUGUUGUAUUAGAAGACGUCUAAUAUUUAUGGUGACAUUUGGCGAAAUGGUAGGGGUCCUAAUUAUAUACUACUAUCCAUCUUGGACGGUUGAUCGAUAAGGUUAUCAAAGACUGCAUUAUUUAAGUCAACAGUAUAAACAGUUAAAACAUUAUAAUAGCAGAAUAUAUAAACUAGCCAUGCAUUUAAAUGAAAUUAAAUGAGGCAACAGCUUUCAUUUUCAGAAGAGCAUCCACUAACUGAUUCAUGUGGAUGGAAGCUGAGAAAGUAAAUAUCCGUACUGUAGUCAUUCAAAUAGUGGUUGAAAAUAUCCUCUGUUAUAUAUUAUCAAAUCUGUCGCAUUAAUUUAACUUAUACUAAUAUAUUUUUUUUAUUUCUUUCAAAUAAUAUUACCUAUGAUGGGGCUC
This is a messenger RNA of Salvia miltiorrhiza (redroot sage), 2706 nucleotides long. RefSeq names its product probable transcription factor KAN4. Gene Ontology annotation, cellular component: nucleus. Gene Ontology annotation, molecular function: transcription cis-regulatory region binding. Gene Ontology annotation, biological process: regulation of DNA-templated transcription; abaxial cell fate specification. The coding region runs from base 467 to 1330 and encodes 287 amino acids. The record is from RefSeq and is a predicted model, not a curated record. The transcript is spliced from 4 exons. NCBI's taxonomy places the organism in Eukaryota, Viridiplantae, Streptophyta, Magnoliopsida, Lamiales, Lamiaceae.